CCCUUCCCUCCAAUUUUUCUCUUCCCUCCACUUUUUCCCUCCCUUAACACUAUAUUCCACUUUCCCAUUUCCAUUUCAUUUAGCCCUAAUUCAUCCGUCUCCCCUUUUGGUUCGUCCCUCAGUCUUCUCUUCCUCUUUGCUCUAUCUCGAUCUCUCAUUGCUCGAUCUCCAUCUCUCAUUGCUCGAUCUCCAUCUCAGCUGCAAGACUCCUCUACCCUAUCUCCAUCUCUCACUGCUCGAUCUCCAUUUCUCAGCUGAAGCACUUCUUCAGCUCAUCGUAGGCUCUCUCUACCAUCACCACCAUCAUCCUCCCCUUUUUUCCACCUGCGUUUCAGAGUACCUCAAAUUCAUAUUCUCCCUUCCCGUCACGGAUCCUACUCAUCCUCUCUCUCUUGGUGAUUUUCCGUCAGCUUAUCAAGAUUGGGUGGCGACAGAUCCUCUUGAUCUUUUCUAAGCUCCGACUCUUAAGGUGGAAUCAAAUCUGAAGGAAGGAUAAAUAAUAAGCUAACAAUGAAACGAACAGUUAGUGAAGUAGAAAAAGUGAGUGAACAAAAUACCGAAGCUUCAACUUCAAAAUCAUCACAACCACCGCCGAAGAAGAGACAAGGCCUGACACGAUGCAACAAUGUCGUAAACGCGACAACUUUAUUACCAUUAAGGGUUAAUAAGUAUGGACAGCCGAUCGACGUUGGAAGUGGUACAUAUACUAAUUAUUUGGGAACACUUGCCCGAAAAGGUAAAUUAGCUCAUUUGUGCUGCAAAACUUGGUGGGAGAUGCCUAAACGGCUAAAAGAGGAUAUGUGGAACAUUGUAAAGGGAAAGUAUGAUGUGGGAAUCAUGUCAAAACAGUGGACAUUAUCCUUCAUCGGAAUAAAAUUGAGGGGGUACAAGUGUGAAUACUACUCGGUUAUGGAUACAGAUGCAGAAAGAUUGGCAAACCCACCACCUGAUGUUGAAAAGGAGCAUUGGGAAUUUUCGGUUAGGCAUUGGGGUAUACCUAUGGCAAAGGAGGUCAGCAAAAAGAAUAAAGAAUGUCGUGGGAAGCAGAUAAUGAUUUCAUAAAACUCUCUCUCUCUACACACUGGUCUCUCUCUAAAACUCUCUCUACAAACUGUUUCUAUACACACUAAUCAUUUCCAAUCUGCUAAAGUUGGGUAAUUUUCUGUUCUAAUUUUUGGGUUUUAAUUUUAUGUGUUGCAGUUUAUGUGUUUUAACUUCACCAAUAUUCGUUUAUGUGUUGCAGUUUUUGGGUUUUAAUUUUAGAUCCAUUGACUGAUAAUAUUGAUUUUUUUGUUUUUGAAAUUUUAGUGAACUUUAAAAAAUAAAAAAAAAUAAAAAAAAAAAUCUGUCUCUCACUUCACUUCUUAUUUUUGAGCAUUUCACUUGAAUGCUUUGACUUAUAGUGACACCAGUUCGUUCUUCAUUUCCUAUGACAUAGUGCAAUGUUGAUAUAUUGUAAGGGACAAUGUCUCUAAACUAGUGAAGUUCAUUGAUCUUCCCAAAUUCCUCAGAAAAUUUCUCAUAAAUGUUAUUAGUCUUCUAGAUGCCACCAUAUAAAACUUGGACUUGUUGUAGUAAACAAAAGAUAGAUUUAAGUUUUAGAUAAAUUCACAUCAAAAGGCAAGUAAUUUCUUGCAUUUGGACUAGAAAUUUAAAAAAUUGAGUCCAUUUUUCACCGCUGCUCUUUCACAUUAGUCCAGAAUCUCCCUCCAUUCUGAAAGUCAAAUAUACCACCCAAAUGUUGGACACGUUUAAUUUAUUUUCUAUACAUUCAUUAUUUUUUUUAUUUUUUUUAUUUUGUAGGAAAGCAUAAAAGAACUUCAAAAAAGUUAUUCUGACUCGCUUAUUGGCAGUUCCAAUGAUUUGUUCUCCAUUGUGAGGGGAGAAGAGAGAACUGGUCGUGUGCGGAUGCUUGGCUUCAAGCCUACACCAAACGAUGUUUGGGGGCCCUCUCCUAGUAAAGCUGAACUAAUUAAUAAUGCCAAAAAAUCUGAUGGGGAGGCAUGUGCUGUACGUGUAGAGUUGCAGGAGACUAUUUCAAAAAUGCAAGCCGAUUAUGACAAGAAGUUGGAAAAUUUACGAGCCAACUACGACGAAAGGUUGGAAAAUGCUACUGCAGAUGCAACAACAAAAUUAUAGUGGACAGGUAUAUUUAUUAUUAGUUUUACUCUUUACUAAAUAUAUGCUUACUUAUGCCAAGAUUUCAUGUAUUUUGUUUUGUUAUUUUGAAGGGUUCUAAUUCUUUAAAUGCUCCUCGUAGAGUAUCCCCAAAUUCAUUUUCUAGUUGUGAUGCCAAUUCAAUGAAGGUUAUGAACUUUUAAUUUCUCUUA
Cornus florida is the source of this 2330-nucleotide messenger RNA. RefSeq lists its product as uncharacterized. NCBI's taxonomy places the organism in Eukaryota, Viridiplantae, Streptophyta, Magnoliopsida, Cornales, Cornaceae. The transcript is spliced from 6 exons. Bases 511 to 1062 code for a protein of 183 amino acids. The record is from RefSeq and is a predicted model, not a curated record.